Molecule: messenger RNA, 1098 nt
Organism: Aspergillus ochraceoroseus IBT 24754
Lineage: Eukaryota; Fungi; Ascomycota; Eurotiomycetes; Eurotiales; Aspergillaceae
Product: ETC complex I subunit
Exons: 3
Coding region: 1-660 (219 amino acids)
Biological process (GO): electron transport chain
Source: RefSeq, a predicted model, not a curated record
AUGUCGCUCAUGCGAGCUGGAAACUUUGCCUGCUCUCGGGCAGGCAGGCUCGUCACCUACACCAAUGCCCGCUUUGUCUCGACAACCGCCGUCCGAGCCGACUCGGCCGUCAAAACCAACCCUUCUGAGGCCCCAACCACUCGGUAUGGUGAGAGCUCAUUGAUCCAGAAGGAAACACCCUCUGAGGCAAUGGCUCGCCAUCAGCCGGAUUAUGCGGCUACUAUUGACCAAGCUACCUCCAAAUUCUCUCCCGUCCCCAAGCGUGUCAUGGAUGGAAGCGAGCCCGGCGAAACUGUCCCUGCUGCCGUUCUCUCUGGUGCUCCCACCGAUCUCCAGGCUCGUACGGUCAGAAUUUACCGUCCCACGAAGCCUGCUACACAGUCUGGAACUUGGCACUCUCACCAGUGGAGGAUGGAUUGGGAUAUUCUGCAGAAGGGACACCGCUGGGAGAACCCCUUGAUGGGCUGGCAAUCCUCUGCUGAUUGCAUGCAGGGCACUCACCUGAACUUCAAGUCCAAGGAGGAUGCCAUUCUCUUUGCUCAGAAGCAAGGAUACGAGUAUUUCGUCCAGGAGCCCAAUGUGCGCAAAUUUGUUCCCAAGGCUUAUGCUAACAACUUUGUUCAUGAGCCCAAGAAGCUUAAGCACAUCAGGACCAAAUAAUUCGUUUUUGUCGUUCUAUCAUGUAUGUACAUAACUGUCGGUUGCUCUCGUGGGAAUAUUUCUAGACUUGAAAUGUGGUUUUGAUGUUUCUUUCUUUUUUUUUUUUUUAAUAAUUUCUACAUAUAUAUCUUGUCCAGCUGGGAUGGCUGGCCAGGAAACGUAAUCAUGUCCAUGAUAUGGCUAUAGGUCGAGUGCCAAUGCGGUCUUGAAAUCUGAGAUACAACUAAGACAGGAAUAAACCCCAUCUGCACCAACGAAAGUGCGGUGCUUCUCGAUGGCCAUGGGUAUAUAUGAUUCAAGAAAGACACUCACUACAGCGAACAGCCCAAAACUGGUUCAUUUUCGUUUCCUAUUAAUUCAUAGAUGGUGCCUUGAAUAAACUAUUCAACGUCAUAGGACUGUAACUUCUGUCUUGUCGUCUAUUAUGCCGGUUUUUUC